Trichobilharzia szidati is the source of this 5521-nucleotide messenger RNA. NCBI's taxonomy places the organism in Eukaryota, Metazoa, Platyhelminthes, Trematoda, Strigeidida, Schistosomatidae. The record is from the annotation of a GenBank genome assembly.
GCGAUUGAAGGUGCACCCCUAAAUCUUUCCUGGAUUAUCUAUAAACGUUGGAAAAGUAUCGGACGUAACGAUAUCUGGGGUAAUUUUGAGUAGAAAUAGCCCUUUAAACGGAGAAGUAUAUUGAAAUACUAUCCCCUUGCUCAGAGUCAUGCCUCAAUUAAAAUGCUCAAUUUUAUACCGAGACACUGAUCUGUCACUUUUAAAACUUUCUCAGAGCUAUUACUUUGUGGUGAAAUCAAGAUAUUUCAUCACUCUGUCAAUUGUAACGUCAUAAAGCAGUUUAUUGUUUUGGCGUAUUUGCGCGGGAACGUAGUUCUAGCCUCGGAGUCUGUACUGCUUGUCGUUGGUGUUUUAUCUGUGCUAAAUAUGUUACACUUGUUGAAUUUUGCUGUAUCAAGAUGAAUUAACAUGAAUGUGUAUCAAACUGUCAUGGAUCUGUAACAUAGUACAUUGUACAUGUAUAUAUCAUCGGAUAUGUAUGCAACAUCAAAAUUAAUUAUCCCACCUAAACCAGCUAGAGAUUCACCUUUCAUACCCAAGUUGCGAAUUCGCCUUCGCCAUUCACCUAACAAUAUUUGUGGAGGGCAUGAUCCAACACUCGACAUCAAACACAGCGGUUCUCCCCAUUCAGCUGGUGAUUGUGACGAUGCAUCUCAUGCAAACAUUGGUUCUUUGCUGGGUGGUGAUCCUUUUACACGACUUGGAGAGGAUUCGACGAAAGAAUCAAAUUCAGAUCCUUUAACUAAUUUGAGUAAGGCUUCUAGGCAGUGCGGAGAGUUGUCUGGUUUCACCUCAGGUUAUAACAUGAGAAGGACGACUGCGAAGAGAAAACAGGCUUCUUCUUUUUUGGAUACGCUUGAUCUUGAAAAUCCUAACUCAAUUUUAACGAAAGUGAAUCUUAAAUUGCUUAUCAACAGAGAAACAUUCUUCUCGCUCCCGGUAGACGUUCAACAAAUACUUUGUCAACUUCUCCCAUUGUUUGAUCACUGCAAACAAACUUCCUCAGAUAACUGUGUUUUCGAUGAGAAUGACUGCAGUCCCUCUCAUUCCCUAUCUUCUGGUAUUGAGUUGCCUGAACAGUCAAACUCUGUAUGGUUGCAUCCAACUGCCCUUAACAACGAAUUUUUUACGAAAGCUCUGCAAGACUUUUCUGAUCGCCAGGCCAAAGGGGAAUUCACUCCACGUAUUCGAAAUCGAGCUGGUCUCCGGGCUCAUGUUGGAAAUCGGUAUCGAUACACGCCUUUCAGCGAAUCACUACAGUCCAAUGCCCACAGUAUUCAAAACAAAAAGGGCGCAAACGAAAUGAGUGCUAAAAAGUCGCCUAGUCAAGCAAGUCUGCGUCGUUCUUCUCUACCGAAGUCCAAGAAUUUCGACGACAAUCCGUCUGGCAUCGAACCUCAGCUUCAAAACUCAUCGUCUGCGCUUUCGAACUCAGCAUUUACAGAUAAUUUUGUAACUUCGACAGUUCCCUCAUCUGGUGGUAUAGCUGUUAAAAAUCCUCAAAACAAAAGAAAUCGUAAUGCAAAGUUCUCGCAGUCACCCAGUGACAGUAACAAUAAGUCUAUAACUGUUCAGUCAUCUCCAUUACAGUCGAAAGAAAAUUUGAAAAAUAAACAAGAUUGUUCAAAAGAACUAAAUGAUGCUGGGGUGGAAAGCAAACGAAACAGAACCGCAUCUCCAGACAUAUCUGAUUUGUGUCCUUUCCCGUUAGAUGAUAUGCUGGAUACAGAGAUAAAUAGCUCUGUUAAAUCUUUAGAUCUAACUGAUCUUGGGAAUGGAGAAUGCACGGACUCUGUGUGUAGCAUAUCCGAAGGAAAUCAUGGAGGUCAUUCACUGUCACUGAGUCCUUCGUAUAGUGGGAAUUUAACAUCACCUUCAUCAUUUGUUGGAGAAACAAGCCGAAACCUCACACAGUCUGAUAAGAUUUUAGAAUCUGACAGCGUCAACAGUAAACAAAUUCAUCUACGUCGACUUUCAUUGGAUUUAAAGCUGGUGAAUUCUGCUUGUAACAAACAAAACAACUCCAAUAAUUCACGAUCUUCGCGACCAUCACGUUCCUCUAAUCCCAGUAGUUCUACUGCGUCGCCUUCUAUGCCCCCACCCAGACAGACGAAGACUUUAGCCGCUAUGCGAGAAAAAUUGAGGGCAAAACGUAUGUUGAAAGAAACUGAACGUGGUGUAAUGGGCCCACGUUUUUAUGGUUUACCGGGCAGCAUGACUCCACAUCCUGCUAGCGGUUCAAGCGGUUACUUUCAGAGUCGCAAUUAUUCUUCAUCCGUCAACUUCACAACUCUGAAUGAAACAGAAAGUAAACACCCUACGUGUGUUUCUUCAUCUUGCACUCCCAUGCCAUCCCCAGUUAGCGACAGAAACAUACAAUCAGUUAAUCUCUCCUCCUUACUUAGUGAUACUCAUGAAUCGGCGCCAUCUAAUUUAGCAUCUGAAAGCCCAUGUUCUCCGCAUUCAGCUCCUAGCAUUGAUGUUAUGUCCCCCAUGCUCUCUUUAAACACUACAUCUGUAGAAAGUUCAAUUACCAACAACUCUGAUAAUUAUACUUCUUACUCCAACAGUUUUACACAGUCAUAUCCAUCCUCCCCUCAUCUUACUAAUUCAAAUACGAACGUCAUUCUACAACAUCCUAUCUCUUCACAUUCACCUAGUCCUGUGCAUCCGUCACAGUUGCAUCGAUUCGAACAGAGUGUAUCUGCCCCACCCACUCCUUCAAAUCCUCAAUCAGGACAAAACUUCAUAAAUUACUCUCAUCCAUUAGGGCCUCCUUUCUCUUGUUCAGGAAAUUGUUCUAGUUCUUCAGCCCCACUACGCACGUCUCAAGUAAGUCCGGUUGUGUCUGUUGGUUCGUAUCCAUCUCCCGUGUUCAUAGCCAAAUCCACAGUGACAUCUACCAUUCGAUCAAACAGUUCAGUUCUAACAGAUUCACAUCUCACUCAUAACUUGAAUAAUCCAGUCUCAAGUAGUGGCAGCCCGACCAUUAACGUGAAUUGUACAGUUUCGGAAUGCUCAACUGUAUCUAAGUCAGUUAGCCAAGCAUUCUCUCCUUUUGUAGAACCUGUGACUUCGGUGCAAGCGACAAUAAAAUCUGUUCCAACUCUUGACACAAUCUCCAUCAGUCCGUUGAAAUCCGUCUCAAGUGUGACAAAAUUACUGACUUCUAAUUCUCGCCAAAAUCGUUCCUCAACAACAACGCGCGCUUUCUUUGUCGAUGGAGAUAACUUGUCGGAAGCCGUUGCAUUUCUUCAGAGUUUAAACCCAAAAGCUACAAUUACUCAACAACAGUUCUUGCUUAUUCCUGGUGCCAACAAAUCACAAAUGUUCUUAUGCAGAGCACCUGUUACGUGUUCAUCUGAUAUUAUAUCUUCAAGUGCAUCACAAACUACAGUUUCUGUUUCACAUACUUCUCAGACAUCUGGAAUGAGUAACCCACUACUCGUAACAAAUUCAGGAAAAUUGAACACCGAAAACCAACCUAAUUCCGUUUGUACACCUAUUGUUUUGAACGAUAUCCCAUCAACAUCUUGUCCUCGUGAGAAAAACUGUUUGCCGACCAACAUUUCAGUUACUGAACCAUGUAGACCUGGUAGCGUCUAUAUGACGACAAACAACGAUGGUUCAUUUCCUAAAGUCAUGAAAAACUCAGCAGAGUUGCAGGUGCCUCGAUCUCUAGUUUACUCAAAAUCCAUUAAUGUCUCUGCUCCAAAUGGACCAUCAUUUCCUUUAAAUAUUUUAAUUUCCCAUCCUAAAGUUUGUGAGACCAAUAGUGAACGCCCGUCUUUACUUCAUGUUGUGAAAUCAGUGUCAUCGUCGUCCAAAUUAACUAUUCCCUCAUCAGCUAAUUCAGUCUCUUGUUCACACCAUGCAGCUGUACCGGCACUUUUUAAUUACAAGCAACCUGUAUCCCAUCCUCAGCUCAAUGUUUCAUUGCUAGCUCCUGGACCAUCUGUUAUAAAUAAUGAAGUUCCUAUACUUUUUGUUCAAGAUCGUAAUCAGCAUCCUGUAAGAUCACAAACUUCAAGUCGACCUGUUAACUGGGUACAACAUAGUUCAUUUGAUCACCACACAGACCUAACUGACCGGUCGUCUGUUAGUUUACCUAUUAUACCGACUGCAACUGUGAUAACAACACACGCAAAUAACACCGGUGAAUUUCGAUGUUUUCCUCGUCCAGUAGCUAGAUCUGCACCGUCUAUGCAAAUUUCAAACAACGUAUCUGUUUCAAAUCACUUCGGUUUUCAGUCAAUACAGUCUGGGCAACCACAGAACCCAGCAGGAACCUCUCCGUUUUUAUCCGGCCCAACUGCCACUAUUAUGUCUCCAUGCCUACCUGCCGUGAUUCUUUCACAUCCAAUAACAAUUCAGUCAACUAGUAACAUUGCUCCCUGUCAGCAGAACAUUUUUACUAAGUCUCUCCCAUAAGCACUGCAGUAUGAAAGUAACCUACUACUAAACAGUAGCCCUGUUCAUUGUUUUUGUCUAAUGCAAAUGCACGAUUAAUAUCUCUUCCAGAUAUCCUAGAGAGGCUCAACAGUAACCUGGGUUGUUCAUACGUAAAUCUAUUCUAUCAUAGAGUUCAUUUUUUUCUUCCAAGUUGUCUACUACCCCUUUGAUAAAGUUCUUUUUUAUCUCUAAAGAAAAUUGGAAAUCUGUUUAGAUUUUCUUCCUUCUGAUUUUUGUGCGAUAGCUCCGCUUUACUCUAUCUUGAAAAUCCAAAACUCUACUGUAUCUAAAUGACAAUUUUAUUUGAAAAUUUCUAGGUUAAAUUCCUCAUAUUUUUCUCCGAAAUGUCUUCUCCCGAUGUUCCACUUCGCCGUAUUUAUCCCAACUAGACUUCUUCGUUUAGUUAUAAAUUUGGUUUUAGAGGAAUUUAUGGCUGUGUCCAUUCAGGAAUCUGCUUUUUCUUUGCUGUUUUCACAUCAUUUCUCACACUACCUGCAACUUACAUUUGCGUCAGCGCGCACAUAUUUACUUAAAUUUAAUUGACCUGAAAUCCUUUCCAUAAGUUGAUUCACACAAAUUUCUAGAGGGGAGUUGAUACUGUUUACUUAGCUUUCCUACUGACAUGCUUUUUCGUCCACUUAUUUACCUCAAUAAUGGUUUAUUUGAUUGUUUAUAUGGGUGUAUUGCGUAGUUGUACAGUAUUUCUUUGUAUUCAUUCGAAGUCUGUUUUGAUAACGUCUGACUCAUUUUACCUAAUAUUUCUUUUAAAUUUGUCUUAUAUAAUACAAAAGUUAUUUAUUUUGCUUUUCUUCCCGUCAUAAUUAUGAUUUUAGCUUACUGUUUCCUCGAAGAAAAACAUUGUCAUGUAUGUAUGGCAUAUUUAAGCGUAUCUUAAUUCAGCUUUAAUAUCUAAUAUACCAGUCAUUUAUCAGAACAGUAAAGGAUGCGUUUUAUCUACUCUUCUAUGGGUACUACAAUCUCCACUGACAAACUCUACCGCAUUAUCAUUAUCUAUAUCGCUCCAUGUAAAAUCUAAUAAGGUGUGUACAUAGAGACUGGUUAACGAAUC